This is a messenger RNA of Caenorhabditis auriculariae, 2938 nucleotides long. NCBI's taxonomy places the organism in Eukaryota, Metazoa, Nematoda, Chromadorea, Rhabditida, Rhabditidae. The record is from the annotation of a GenBank genome assembly.
AUGAUAGAGUGCCCAGUUGCAAUGAAGAACCCAGACUUUGAGACCACGACCGGCCGAUUCAGCACUCUUGUAAACGUGUGAACUGGAUACGGAUUUGGAAAAAUUUCAGAUUGAAUGUGACCUGACAGAAUCUUACGCGGUCGGCAAGUUCAAUCUCGCCGACAAAUCUGAAUGGACUAUCACCGGAAUGAAAACCAAGUGGGAAAGAAAGCUUUAAAAUUAGUCUUCAGUUGUUUUGAAGGUUCGACACCUCUCUCAGCACCGACUACGAAGUUUAUCGAGCACCGAGGGUUUUCGCCGUGGGAAAAGAAGUUUCUUUAGAGGUGACACUUUUAUAAGAGCUUUCUGGACUCUUUACUUUUGAACUUUCUGAAAAUUCUCUCAAAUACUUUUCGACUUAUUGCAGUCAAAAUUUUAAAGCUUGAUUCUGCGCAACUUUAAAAAUAAAAAAGUAAAAUUUCGUCUCACAUUUUCGAACCUGCUUUUGAUGGCAUCCUCUGUGUUUAAAGCGCAUGUUGUAGACAACAAAGAUUUUUUGGUAGUAGUGAAAAUUUUCAGUUUUUUUCUCAGAGAAAUAUAUGAGUUCUAGACAAAUUUCAAAAACUCCCGAUCGCAAUUGAAAUUACCUUCUUUGUGACGGUUUUUCAUCCGAUUUUAGAUUAUUCAAGUUUUUGUCAGGACACUUGAUUUUUAACAUGCAUGAAUGUUGUUAUGUAUUUGAAUUCAAUAGACAAGAAAUAAAUGAGAAAAAAGGAAUAACUGGAUAUUUAUGCAGCGCAUCGCGGUGAACAAACGGGAGUACACGAUGAGGCUUUGUCGGUUCGAUGACUCUCUUUCCCAUGAAAUGCUCCUUCAUGAGGUUGUUGCUCCUCUUCUUAUUCUGAACGUGUUGAUGUUUUGGAUGAACAUAAUGAAGAGGAUCCGAGAGGAAAAUUCGGCCAAGCACGUCUCUCAGGUGGCGCCGCAGAUCGUCGCCUUCGGUCGAAUGCCUUAUUUGGACUUUAUGGUCCGUUCCACUUUUCUAUUGAAAGAAAAUAUCCCGAAACUUUUUUUCAAAUUAUUUUUAUUGUAAAAUACGCAGGUCCAGAUUUUCAGUAUCUCCAUCUGGAACAUCGAAAAGUGUUCUAGAAAAAAAAUAUUUAAUUCAUUUUUGAGCGUUCUUCUCAUUAUUCAUCCCUGAGCUUCUCUUCAGCACUCCUACCUCGAUAGACACGAACAAGUGGCGUUUUCCAUCCCGAGACCCUUCUAUAUCAUGGAGCGGCUGAAUCCUGCACUCGACACAGUGAUCAAGAUGUCCAAGUACAACUUCCUACCCUUCCAAACAGGCGUCUACCUCACGAUUGGAAUCAUCAAGGUUAUCAAUUCUGAAACUUUGAGAGAAUAAACUUGUGUGUCAGGCCUUGCGCGUACUCCAUCGAAUGGGCUACUGCCAUAGAAAUGUGCAGCCCUCGAGUUUCGCCCUUGCGUCUUCAUUGCAACUCUUUUUUGAGAAAGUUCGUUCUGAAGACCGAGUUAUUCCGAAGCUGAUCCUUUGCAGAAGAGAAGCAGAACUUUCUGGAAUGGUGGUGUUGACUGACUUGGGCUACUGCCGACAGUUCAAAGGUCUGGACAGCAAAAAGCCUCGUCGUGACUUUACUGUCACUUUCUCCACUCGUUACAGGUAAAAACCUUUGUUGAAGAGAAAACAUGAAUUAACUUCAGUUCUCCUGAGGCGAUGCAAUGUAUCGAGCAAACGAGUCAAGACGAUUUAGUCUCCGCAUUGUACAUUUUUUUCGAGUUUGUUACUGGAAGCUUGCCCUGGUCUACCUUGAAGAACUUUCAAGUCCGUAAUUCCGGAAAAAAAGACAUCUGAUUUUCGAAGCUAAGGAAAUUCUGAACAAAAAGAUGGAAUUUGAACUGAUUGAUGAAUACGGUACGCGAGAUCCAAAGGACGUGACUGUGACAGAAGCCGAUACUGUUGCCAAAGCUAAGAAGGUGAUUUACACUGUUUAUAACAAUGAAACGGCUGUGAAAAUGAUAUUUCCAGUAAUUCUGAUGUUUUAUCAUUACUGACUUCGGUACACCGUGAGUGUCAAAAAUGCGAGAACAAGAUCUUUAUAUUGGUUUCCUAUAUUAGACUUAUUUUUCCAUUUCCUAUGUGCCUUUAACGAGCUGAAUGAAUAAAAAUUCAGCAAUCAACGUUUUCAAACUAUUGCAGAAGACGGGGCUUCCGACAUCAUCGAUGGUGUGUGAACCGACAGCUAAGGCAAUGGAAAUGUCGGGCGUAAAGGCUAAACAAGUACCAGAGAAAACAAAUAAAAAGGAAGAAAUGAGCAGACCCUUACCAAAGGAAACUGCCGAAAAAACAGAUAACGAGAAGAAAAACGAGGACCGGAAGACAGCCGCCGGCGAAGCGGAGGUGGUUCUGACUACAGUUUCCAAUAGGAUUUCUAAUAUUUUUUUUUAGAAAGAUGAGGACGAAAAGGAGAAGCCAGAAAAGGAAAGCAAGCAGCCGCCUCCGAUCAGCGACGUCAAAAAGCUUUUCGAACAGACACGCAACUUCAAUCCAUAGUUGGCUGUUCUGAGCUUUUGAAUCACCUUGAUCGAGCUUCAGUUCGUCUGAAUGCAGUUACUUCGAGCUGUACAAAGAGCUUGUCAGUCGAAUACCCGAAAAGAAGGAAAGCUUUUCUCUCUUUCCAUUCUUGAGGUUCGUCCCGAUUCAUUUUCUUCCAACUGUCUCUCAGCCGAAUCGACGCUGUCUACAUGAAAGCCUAUGGUAACAAGGCGAGAAAAGCUCCCAGAGCACCCAAAACCGCCGAACCCGUCUCUACAGAUUUUCUUUCUGGUGAUGGGAAAAAGGUUUCGAGCCACUCGUCGCUUAUUCUCUUUUUAUAUUCAGAAAAAUGCCACUAAAACCUCAAAGAUGAGCAAAUCACCCGUAUCAAAGGUCAUUUUCUGA